AUGGGUGACUGGAACUUAUUGGGGAGUAUUUUGGAGGAAGUCCAUAUUCACUCCACUAUCGUGGGUAAAAUUUGGCUGACCAUCCUGUUCAUAUUUCGGAUGCUUGUCCUUGGCGUGGCAGCGGAAGACGUAUGGGAUGAUGAGCAAAGCCAGUUUAUCUGCAACACAGACCAGCCAGGAUGCAAGAACGUCUGUUAUGAUCAGGCGUUCCCAAUAUCUCUCAUCCGCUUCUGGGUGCUCCAAGUCAUCUUCGUGUCCUCACCCUCCCUGGUGUACAUGGGACAUGCUCUGUACAGACUGAGGGCUCUGGAGAAGGAGAGGCACCGGAGGAGAGCUCAGCUUAGAGCGGAGCUGGAAGAAACAGAAGCCCUGAUGGAGGAGCACAAAAGGUUGGAGAGGGAGCUGAGGAAACUGGAGGAGCAGAAGAAGGUGAAGAAGGCUCCAUUGCGGGGUUCUUUACUACGCACAUAUAUCAUUCAUAUCCUAACCAGAUCAGUGGUGGAAGUGGGGUUUAUAGUGGGUCAGUAUAUCUUAUACGGGAUAGGACUGGAUCCUUUGUACAAGUGCGAGAGGGUGCCUUGCCCGAACAGCGUUGACUGUUAUGUCUCCAGGCCAACAGAAAAGACUAUUUUCAUGGUUUUUAUGAUCGUCAUUGCUGGUGUCUCUCUGUUUCUGAAUCUCCUGGAAAUAUCCCACUUGGGAGUAAAGAAAAUUAAACAGACAUUAUCUGGUUUGCAGUUCACGGAGGAUAACAGUCUGAGCAAACCACAGAACAAACCAACUAUUCAGCAACUGUGUGUGAUGACAGACUUGUCACCUCACAAAAAUACAAAGUUGACAACCUUCAUUAUGCAGGACCGAAUGGAGCCUCCUCCUCUGUACCCUAACGCUGGCAUGAACCCAAGCUCUGAGAUACCCAGACACAGCAGCUUUGCUGGGUCUAACCUCCCUGUAACCUGUGUGAGCCAACAGCCAAGACAACUGCGUCUGUUAAGCCAUGGAAUGAUCCCAGACAUGCGCUUUCAAGCUCCUGUGGAGCAGGAGAGCGCUGAUGAAAUUCAAGACCAGCGUGCAGAAAGUAGUAAUGGCUCAAACAGGGACAGCAGACCAUCAAACUCAGGUCCACAGAGUCAUGACGAUUUACAUGCGCAAGGCCCCGCCCAUUUGGAGAUACCAGCCUAUCUACGUAGCGCGUUGCACAGGCCGAGUAGAGUGACCGACCUGGGGGACGACGUCCUGGACUCUACAGACAGCGACUUUUACCCACAUCCAAGGAAAGCCAGCUUCAUGGCCCGCAUGCCUUCAGACAGCGAGUCCAGAAGUGCUCCCAGCUGUACCUCCUCAAGGAGCUCAGUGUCAGAGCUAGGCUCGCUGAACAAUGGCCUGCCUAUGAAUCCACCACCAGGGGGACGGAGAAUGUCAAUGAGUGUGUUCUUGGACAUCUCUUCCAUCAUGAAGAAGUGA
Chanos chanos (milkfish) is the source of this 1464-nucleotide messenger RNA. RefSeq names its product gap junction protein alpha 10 a (gene gja10a). NCBI's taxonomy places the organism in Eukaryota, Metazoa, Chordata, Actinopteri, Gonorynchiformes, Chanidae. The record is from RefSeq and is a predicted model, not a curated record. Gene Ontology annotation, molecular function: gap junction channel activity. Gene Ontology annotation, biological process: cell-cell signaling. The transcript is spliced from 2 exons. The coding region runs from base 1 to 1464 and encodes 487 amino acids. Gene Ontology annotation, cellular component: connexin complex.